Molecule: messenger RNA, 809 nt
Organism: Cylas formicarius (sweet potato weevil)
Lineage: Eukaryota; Metazoa; Arthropoda; Insecta; Coleoptera; Brentidae
Product: venom allergen 3-like
Exons: 6
Coding region: 78-677 (199 amino acids)
Cellular component (GO): extracellular region
Source: RefSeq, a predicted model, not a curated record
CAAAUUGACUGAUUGUAUUCGGAAAAUGUAUAAAAACAUACACUCUAGUAAUGUAACAUCAAACAACGCCGAGAACCAUGAAGCUUUUUGCAUUGCUAUGUGUAUUUUUAAUUGUUAGAUUUGAUUUGGUCUCGGCAGUGUGUUCUAAAGGAGUUUAUGAGACUGGUGUCAGUGACUCCGAAAAAAACUACAUUGUCAACAAACACAAUGAGCUUAGGUUGUUGAUAGCGAGAAAUCAAUUGCCUGGACAACCUAGGGGAAUCAAUUUGAAGCGCAUGUACUGGGACAACAAUAUAGCUAUCGCCGCGCAGAACAUUGCAAACACCUGCGUAUUCGAACACGUUCCUGUACACGAUUCUAGGUGGGCAGUAGGUCAGAACCUUUACGCAUCAUUCGAUUCAAACUACGUGAAAGGUGCUAACUGGACCGCCGCGAUUUUGGGCUGGUGGAACGAGCAUUCUUCUUAUAAGUAUCCAGGCGGAUUUUCAGAAAAAACUGGACACUACACUCAGUUGGUUUGGGAUGACACCAUGUACGUCGGAUGUGGUUACACCCAUUUUCCUAUAGAUGGACAGUACCAAUAUGAGAAGAUUUAUGCCUGCAACUACGGUCCGGCGGGAAAUUAUCCCAGAGCGCCAUAUAAAACUGGAACUUCCGGAUGCGAGAACCUGUGUUGAGCCUUGAGACUUCCAUAACAAUGAUGUUGACUAUAAUAUAUUUUUUUUUGUGUUAGAUUGUCCUAGAUUUGUUAAUCAAUUAAAUUAUUUGAAAAAGAAAACAACAAAUGUAUAUAUAUAUAUAUAUAUAUA